GGCAUUCCCAUGCUGAAGAGACAAAGAGGGGGGACACGGGCGGAGGUGGGUGGGGAAGUAAAGCGCCGAAGAGUGAGGUGAGGCAGAGCUCAUUCAGUGGGAACGUUGAGCGGCGCAGCUCCUCGGAUUGUACUCACAGAAAAUCCCUCCGUUUGGUCUGAGAAGAAGCGCCUCCUGUCCUGGACCGCUGUGCGCUCUGCGGCUCGCUGUGGCUCACCACCUCUGACGCGGAUACGAAAAGACCCUGCGAGGGGACAAGACCAAAAACUUCUUUCAUCGUGGUUUUCAACAAAGUGCCAACAGUAUGCCUAAACAAGUUGAGGUGAGGAUGCACGAGAGUCACCUGGAGCCCAUCGAGGCCAGGCCUCAGUCCAAAUGCGCCCAAGUCUGCUCCAAAAUGUUCAAGAACCUUCUGCUCACACUCACCGUCCUCGGUGUGAUCUUGGGAGCUGUAGCAGGGAUGUUGCUUCGUGUUGCCUCCCCGAUCCACCCAGAUAUUGUCAUGGUGAUUGCUUUUCCCGGAGACAUCCUGAUGAGGAUGCUGAAGAUGUUGAUCCUGCCUCUUAUCAUCUCCAGUUUAAUCACAGGUCUGGCUGGCUUGGAUGCCAAAUCUAGCGGUCGCCUGGGCACCAGAGCUAUGGUCUACUACAUGUCCACCACUGUUAUUGCUGCUGUCCUGGGAGUCAUCCUUGUAUUAGUCAUCCACCCUGGCAACCCCAAACUGAAGGAGAAUCUGGGCGAAGGCGAGAAAAACGAUGACGUGUCCAGCUUGGAUGCCUUCUUUGAUCUGAUCAGGAACCUGUUCCCAGAGAACCUGGUGCAGGCUUGUUUCCAACAGAUCCAGACUGUCACAAAGAAGGUAGAGGUAGUUAUUGAGGAGGAGGUCAAUGCCACCGCCGUGGAGGGCCUGGUGGCUAACAUUACCAAGGAGCCUCAGUUCAUCGUCAAAAAGUCCCUGCACUUUAAAAGUGGCAUGAAUGUGCUGGGUCUGAUUGGUUUCUUUAUUGCAUUUGGCAUCUGCAUGGGCAAGAUGGGAGAGAAGGCCAAACUCAUGAUUGAAUUCUUCAACAUCCUCAAUGAGAUUGUGAUGAAACUUGUCAUCUUGAUCAUGUGGUACUCUCCCUUUGGUAUUGCCUGUCUUAUCUGUGGUAAGAUCAUCUCCAUCAAGGACCUGGAGGUGGUGGGGAGGCAGCUGGGCAUGUACAUGGUGACUGUAAUUAUUGGCCUCAUCAUCCACGGAGCCAUCUUCCUGCCAAGCAUCUACUUUGUUAUUGUCAGGAAGAACCCCUUCACCUUCUUCCUGGGCAUCUUCCAGGCCUGGAUCACCGCCCUGGGGACAGCCUCCAGUGCUGGUACACUGCCUGUCACCUUCCGUUGUCUGGAGGAGAACUUGGGUAUUGACAAAAGAGUCACUCGUUUUGUGCUCCCGGUCGGUGCCACCAUCAACAUGGAUGGAACUGCUCUGUAUGAGGCGGUUGCAGCCAUCUUCAUUGCCCAGAUGAACGGCAUCUACCUUGACCCUGGUCAGAUUGUCACUGUCAGUUUGACAGCCACCCUGGCCAGUGUUGGAGCGGCCAGUAUUCCCAGUGCUGGCCUGGUGACUAUGCUUUUGAUCCUGACCGCCGUGGGCCUGCCAACCCAAGACAUCAGUCUGCUGGUUGCUGUUGACUGGCUGCUGGAUCGAUUCAGGACCUCAGUGAAUGUGGUGGGUGACUCCUAUGGUGCGGGCAUCGUGUACCACAUGUCCAAGGCUGAGCUCGAGGAGCUGGACGCGCACACGGCCAAAUCCGACGACAUUGAAAUGAUGACGAAGACCCAGUCUUAUUACGACGACAUGAAGAACCACCACGAAAACAAUUCCAACCAGUGCGUCUUAACCGCUACCGCUGCCACAACCGCUACUGCCACUGCUAACAAUUCCGUCGUAGUAGAUGAAUGCAAGGUAACCUCAGCCACUAACGGCUCUGCUGCGGAGUGCACGCUUGUCGAGGAGGGACCAUGGAAACAUGAAUAAUGGCAGCACAGAGAUCCCCCUGCUCCUGGGCUCCACAAGCUUUCCUAUCUGGUGAUAAAAAAAAAAAAGAGUGAAUGAAAAAAACAGAGUCACACGAACAGAACUACUAAUUGUUUUUUAUGUAGUUUAGUUUUCUCUUUUCUUUUCUUUUCUUUUCUUUUUAAUUAGUCCCUUUAAAAGUUUUUGCAACUGUCUAUCUGACUGAUAUAUAAUACUAAUUCACUUAACCGUGAAAUGAUAACAGAGGUAUACUUUACCUGUUAUAGCACAAUUAUGUCCGUAUAGCAGAUACUUGCACAACAUACUUCAAGGCUCGGGGAGGGAAGGAAGAGAAAAAAAAAAAGUUAGAUAAGUAUUUCUAGCAAUACACCUCGGUUCUACGUUGAUAAGAUGAGAGAAGAAGUGGCCGUGUUACACGAGAUGUACUGAGAGCAUCCAAGUUUCAUACAGGUGAUUCAUUAUUCUAAUGCCCGAGGAUGAGUGGGAGAUAGAGCAUUAAUCAUGACAACCAGUGUAAUGUUUGUACUGAACUUCGUUGCUUUACUGUCGGUACCAUCAACAUGUGUGCAUAGGGCUUUUUUCAUACCAGCUCAGUCUCUCAUCUAAGAACAUCACCUUUGAUUCUCAAACUGUCAGAGACUUUAAAGUGCGUCUGAUUGCAUUUGCCCAACAUUACCCACUAUCCCUGAGGUCCGGCAAACUAAUGAAAGGGUAGGGAGGCGUCGAGAGCGGUAAUGAACGGGAAAAUCACACUGAGCCUCACAAACCUGCAAGCACACUCACAGUGGAAUUACAAAGCACAAAUCAUACCAUGGAUGCCAUUUUAUUUUUAUCCCACUUUAAUUAACUUUUUUUUUUUAUGUCGACUGUAAAGGAAAGGGACGUUUUUCUUUCUUUGUGUCACCUGUUGAGUGAGAUAUUAAACUUGUUUGUGUGUGUGUCUGUGUGUGUGGUAGAGAGAGCGCGAGAUAGCUGGAGUUAAGAACAUGACCAAGUCAAUUAUAGGGACCAAACAGGCAGAAAAUCAAUCAGCUCGCAGAGGCCUUUGAACUGCCUCCAUGAUGUCACUCAGAGCACAUUUUUCAGUUUCCUUGUGUCGAUGUUCAUUUUAAUAACCGGCUCGCACAGCAGUUGAUAUCACCACAUUUUCUAAAGACGCCUCAAAGCAUUGAAAAUCACUGCCCUAAAUAUGGAACUUUCCUGUCUCCCCCCAAAAAAAGUGAUGCCAAUGAAAUUAAAGCGCCAAAAUUAUUAUUGUAAAAGCAAACAAUAAUAAAUAAUUGACAUAUCUGAAUAAUUUGCAGCACAAAAAAUGAUUAUGUAGAGCACAAACAGAAUGAUAAAGCACAAAUGAAACCAAUGAGGAUGAUUUUAAGUCAGCGGCAUAAUCAUAGUCAUGCACGCUGUCGUUUCGCCUAUUCCGAGUUUAAAUUUGAAAAGUUAAAAACACAAUAAGGGACACUCAGGCUUGUAUUUUACAGGGAAAAAUGUAAUCUUAACAUGUUUACUUACUCGCUACAGAGCUUCAAAAUAAAGGCCUCUUAACAGCACAACUUUUAAAACUCUGAAAAAUGGCGACAGGUUACUGCAAAGGUCUUUUAUAAUAUACCAGGAAGGGACGUUUCCCAGCACUUACAGGAAGCACACACAUAUUUCAGACAUUCCAGUGGUUGCGUGACCCUUGACCUGUAAAAGCACAGAAACGGUUAUUACUGACAGAGUGCACAAGGUGAACCAUGAAGAAAAAAAAAGAAAUGGAGGAAGAGGUAGCACAGCGUUCGGCUGUCAGAUGGAUUCUUGGCUUGCACAAACAGAGACAGAUCAUUGAUGUAACACUCGUCCGGGAGGCUUGCCAGCUUCUUGUUUAGCCAGACCUAAAAAAACGGUAAACAACAAUAUAUUUCAGCCACCAGAGCUCAAGACUGUUUCUACAAACCCUAGAUGCUGCAGCUGUGUGUCCAUAUUGGUGUGAAGGUGUUUUUUUAAGGAAACUCAGAGCAGAACAAUGGACACUUCACACGCAUUAUGCACAUUAGAAUGUUGCCAACUAUCAGGUAAUACGAAUAUAUUCCUCUCACAGAACCAAAUGACUUAAAAACCACCUGCAAACACACAAACAAAGCUGGACUACUGGCUGUUAAUCUUUUUUUUAGUCUGUGUGAGUGAGAGGUGAGACUUCUGUGAUGUGGAUUUCUUUAUCGGUACUGUGUCCUUCUCUCCUGUCUUGUUCCUUUUCAUUUGUGCUUAACGACAACCUUGCCUUGAAGAUGUUCACUUCAAAUGCCAACAACAAAUGCCAAUUAAAGUAACACUAGGAAACCUAACAAAAACACUUAGCGCAGCACUCUGUCCUUUAGUUCCUGAAACACACUCUCAAAAGAUGUCUUUCACUUUGCUUCUUUUUUUUUUAAAGCUCAGCUAACAGAAGUGUGCUUUGAUACGACAUAGAGCGCAACUUCUGCCGCACACACACUGCACAGACUGAUCCACACACACGAAUUCAAGCGUGCACACAGAAAUUUCCACACACGUGCAAACACUCUUAAACCUCCAAGGUCGCUACAUUUAUAAUUGUAAUCAGCGAGCUGCAGAGCACUGACACCCUAACAGGCCACCUUGAGCCUGGUCUUUUGACCUUGUGAUCUUCAGGAAAAAGAAAAAAAAAAUCUCUCCAGUUAAGGAGACGAAGCAGACCAUAGUGUCAUCCAUGGGGAUUGAGUGUUGGACCACUAUUAUGUUCAAACUCACGGUUUUAGAAGCAUGAAUAAAAUAAAAAUGAUUAUUUUUUUGCACCACUAUCUUAAAAGCAUGAUAUUAUGAAGUGCCUCCUUGCACUUUGUGUAUAUAUUGUAGGUAACAGAUGUUUUUUUGUUUGUUUUGUUCAUUUUAUUUUCUUUUUUUGGGGGGGGCUUUGAAAUGGUAUAUAGGUACAUAGUUUCAUUGUGACAUUUUUAAUGUAAUCCUCUAGAAAAAAUAUAUCAUCUAUGUCCUGAGUAAAAUUAGAUUAGACAAAAUGUAUAGAGAGGAAAUCGUGUAAUAAAUUGCUUGUUUUUUUAUUCUCUAAUAGCUGUUAACUAGUUGUUUUACUUACCUGUCACACACCAAUAUAUAAAUAUCUUUUUUUUUUUUUAAUCUAAUGUAAGCGUUUUGAAUGUUUGUUCCAUGAAGAUAUAAGCAGUGUGCAUUCAUUUUCAUUGUACAUAAAUAAAUAUAUAAUUGUUCUGUUCAGUGGGGAUGCAGAAUUUUCCGGAAAAUUACAGUGAUCCUGACGCAAAUGCUGUUUGCAUGACGACGAGAAAAAAACAGAGCGAGAGGGGAAGAGAGUGAGGGGAAGUUUUUGGUUUGGAGAAAGGGGGCCAACAUGAGAUAUAUUUUGGUGGGAGUUACUGUGAUAAGAGGCUGCUGAAAAGCGAGAUAAAUAAAGGACAAGGUUAAAUUUGCCCUGUAUGUAGGAUAGAGCGAGGAAUCACACACGGCCUAGUCGUUGAUUUGAGUGAAGGAACAAACAUUAGAUGCAUUCAGAUGCCUGUUACAGUAUAAAGCAACAUUCCUCAGGUGACUCAUCUGAACCAUUUUGUCUUUUCAAUGAAGUAAACUGGCUUUAGUCUCAGGCAUCUUUGUUUACCUGGUGCAUUUAAAGCUGCAAGACAGAUAUCGUUUAGAUUCUGUGUUACCCUGUCGUCAUGCCACGUCUUCACACAUUUGACCUCCGACGUGCCAUCAACAUCACGGAGGUUUAUAGAAAUCCCACUGGGUAAACUGCCUUUACUCCACUUGCCUUUUUUUGUUUUUCGCUUUCUACACAGAAACUAUAUGCACGCACAAACACCUGGAACUUGCUGAGUAAACGGUACUGAUGAAAUGGGAAUUGAUUGGCGCAGUAUUCACAAACAAAGAGCCAGUAUAUCUUCAAGCUUGUCCUUUUCUACUGAAAUGUGUCUUUUUGAAGAAACUCCUAAACAGAGCUGAUAACCUGUCUCACUCCUGCCUACAACGUGCUUUCCUGAUCUUACUUUUCUAGGCCUUCCCUCUUUGUAAAGCUGUUGUAAUUUUGAUGUAAAGGCAGAGCGUAUGUGUGGGAGAGAUACACUAUUGAGAAAAAAAAGACAAAAAAAAAAAAACAUGAAUUCUUUCCUCGGUCUAUGGUAUACAUAAAAAAUCUGUUUCUACAUAUCAAUAAGUGUUGUACCUUUGGUGUACAUAUACAAAUAUAACUAAUAAAUGUUGAUUCAUAACUA
Messenger RNA from Epinephelus moara (kelp grouper), 6252 nucleotides. It is a transcript of the gene slc1a2b, whose product is annotated as solute carrier family 1 member 2b. Gene Ontology annotation, cellular component: plasma membrane. Lineage: Eukaryota; Metazoa; Chordata; Actinopteri; Perciformes; Serranidae. The transcript has 11 exons. Gene Ontology annotation, biological process: L-glutamate transmembrane transport. Bases 305 to 2014 code for a protein of 569 amino acids. The record is from RefSeq and is a predicted model, not a curated record. Gene Ontology annotation, molecular function: neutral L-amino acid transmembrane transporter activity; L-glutamate transmembrane transporter activity; glutamate:sodium symporter activity.